Saccostrea cuccullata (small rock oyster) is the source of this 1014-nucleotide messenger RNA. RefSeq names its product interferon-induced protein 44-like. Bases 98 to 883 code for a protein of 261 amino acids. The transcript has 6 exons. Lineage: Eukaryota; Metazoa; Mollusca; Bivalvia; Ostreida; Ostreidae. The record is from RefSeq and is a predicted model, not a curated record.
AUCCGAACAGCGGUCCUUAACUACCAGGUUUGCAGCUUGGUGGAGAGGACCUUGGCUUAAUCUGAGAAAAUGGAAUGAUGUUGGGAAAAAAGGACAGAUGAGAAGUUACGUCCGCAACAUCAAGAAGAGACCAGAUGUUCCAUUUUUCAACUGUUUAUUGAUUGGCCAAAUUGCAAACGGAAAAACCUCAUUUAUAAACUCAGCUGUUACUGCUAUUGCUGAUGAAGGACGCCGCAAAAGUCCUUUUACUGUGUAUAGCAGGGGGAAAGAAAGUACAACAAAAACAUUAUGCCUCUGUCCGCUUCUAGUUAAUGAAGACGAAGACGUUAGAUUGAGAUUCUACGACUGUAGGGGUCUUCACGACAUUGAAUCUUUGUGGUUUGAUGAUAUCAUGAAUAUCAUAAAUGGGCAUAUCUUGCCAGGUUAUGAGUUUGAUUCCAAUACUCCAAUUACAAAAGAACACGAAAUGUACCGCAAGGAUCCGAAACUAGCUGACAAAAUGCACUGUGUGGUAUAUGUUAUAAAUGCAACAGCACCAAAAGAAGCUUUGGCAACAAAAACAGCAGAGGAAACAUUUGAAAAAAUAAGACAAGAACUCACUAAAUCCAAUAUACCACAGCUUAUUCUGAUGACAAAAGUAGAUAAUUUUCAUAAAAAUUUUCAAGAGGACCUCGAAAAAAUAUUUUACAGCAACUAUGUGAAAAUGAUGAGAGAUUUUAUUGCACAGUACACUUCACUGACAAAAGAUCGAGUUCUCUUGCAAGCGAACUACUGUGGUGAAACGUCUAUCAGCCCCCAAAAGGAUUUUCUUACAUUAUACAAUUUACAAAAAAUUGUCGAGAGUAUUGAGGAUUAUAUUAAGUACGUACUUAUGAAAGAUUAGUUUUAAUGUACAAUUGUGAUGGGAGAAAAUAUUAACUUUUACCCAACAAUUUUGCAUGUCAUUUUUAUGAUUUUUAUGAAUUCAUUUAAUGUCAGUUAUAAUCCUGAAAUAGGCACUGCUGUUUUUGAAGC